This is a messenger RNA of Acipenser ruthenus (sterlet), 942 nucleotides long. It is a transcript of the gene emc4, whose product is annotated as ER membrane protein complex subunit 4. Gene Ontology annotation, biological process: protein folding in endoplasmic reticulum. Gene Ontology annotation, cellular component: EMC complex. The transcript is spliced from 6 exons. Bases 207 to 770 code for a protein of 187 amino acids. The record is from RefSeq and is a predicted model, not a curated record. NCBI's taxonomy places the organism in Eukaryota, Metazoa, Chordata, Actinopteri, Acipenseriformes, Acipenseridae.
GACCCUGACACCAGGAGGACGCAGCGCGUUCCCGUCGCCCUGUGAAGCGUCAUCAUUAGUCGCUGCUGAAGGAGACGGUGUUUGAUGUUGUUUUUAAUGUCUAGCUUGUAUAACUGAGGUAACAAACUGGGAAUAUAAACAGUAAGCAUCGAUAGUAAUAUUAGAUAACAUAGCGGGGCCUCGUUUGAUACGGUUUCUUGGUUGCUAUGUCAUCGCCGGGGAGUACUAGUGUUGCCGCGGUAGCAGUGAGAGGAGGUGGAGCUAAGAAACUCAAGUGGAGUCUUGAACUAGGUCUUGGCAACCCACGUCGAGGUGAUAGACAAGGUAACCAGGGGGAUUGUCUUUAUCCAGUCGGCUACUCGGAUAAACCCGUCCCAGACACCAGCGUGCACGAGACUGAUCGCAAUCUAGUGGAGAAGCGCUGCUGGGAUGUAGCUCUGGCUCCUCUCAAGCAGAUCCCUAUGAAUCUGUUCAUCAUGUACAUGGCUGGGAACACCAUCUCGAUCUUCCCCAUCAUGAUGGUGUGUAUGAUGGCCUGGAGACCCAUACAGGCACUCAUGUCCGUGUCUGCCACCUUCAAGCUGCUGGACAGUUCCAGUCAGCAGUGGCUGCAGGGCCUGGUCUAUCUGAUUGGAAACCUUCUCGGCCUGGCAUUGGCUAUCUACAAGUGUCAAUCAAUGGGGCUGCUUCCCACCCACUCAUCUGAUUGGCUGGCUUUCAUUGAGCCGCCUGAGAAAAUGGAAUACCUGGGUGGUGGAAUGGUUCUGUAAUCCUACUGAAAUCUCUUUUGAAGUACAGAAGACUUUUACACACUUUCCCCUCCAAAAAUACAUAAUCCAGUUGUAUGUGAUCAAACGCAGGGAUUGAGAUGGUGUUAUUUACAGAGGAAGCCCUGUGAUCGUCUUUUUUUUUUUCUGCAUUAAAGUUGUUGCUAACACUGGA